GCUGCAGCCGCUGCAAAGUGCCUCUGCAACGCCGACUGGUGCAAGAGAUUGGCGUGAAGACACUGCCCACAACUCGCCUUUGCACCUCUGCUAGUAAGAAGAACCGAACAGCACCAAUGCGGCCAGCACUCCUGCUGGCAGCAUUGCUGCAAGUGACAGCACUGGGCCCAACAACCGUGCCCUGUUCCAACAAAGACGUGGCGAACGGCAUAAGAGACGGCCUCCAGUCGGCCCUACGUAGUCGAAAAUCAAGACUCGCGGUCGAGCUGCCGCCAGGCGCGCCGCUCGCCCUGCGCGGCGGCGACGACGACGCGGGCUUCGGCUGGUUCAAGAAGAAGGAGACGGAGACGGCGAAGAUCGUCAAGGGCGACCGCGCGCUGGCCGACUUCCUGUCGCUGCUCUUCCCGGACGAUUUCAAGAUUGGCGCGGUGUAUGCCUCGGAAGAAGCGGCCGUGGCCGCGGCCGCCGCGGACAAGACGAAAGGGGCACGCGCGCUCAUCGCGGCGCUGAACCCCGACGGAGCUGUAAGUGUAGGCGGCGGCGCCAAGAAAGUGAAGAAGAAGUCGCGGCGCAAGCCAAAAACAACAGCUUCCGGCUUCGGUGCGUCAUCAGCCACAGUCGUGGAGGCCCCGAAGAAGCUCUGGUGCCCGGCGCUCGGGCUCCCGGAGCCGUGCGAAGUGAUCUUGAUUAUCGGUGGACUCGACGCGCAAUGUGCAGAGACCGUCGACGCUGCGGCCAAUGAACUCGGCGACGACGUCGCGAUCGUGCUGUGCAAUUCGAGGAGGGACGGCCUGUCCGCGCGGCCCGGUUCGAUCGAGGGCGACGCCAUGUGGCUGCCGGCCUUCGCGCUGUCGCCGCCGCCGCCGCCCGCUUCUGGUGAUGACGCGUCGGAUCUCGUGGCGGCCUUUUCCCACCCCGGGCCCUGGGCCAUCGGCAAGCCCAAGGCCAUCGGGGGCGGCGCGGACACGCUCUGGACCGGCGACGCGCCCCCUUCCUCAACAGAUGUGGACGCGGCGCUGGCCGCGGUCGACGACCCGCUCGCGGGCGUCAAGAACAUGUUCUCUAGAUAAGACACAUUUA
Pelagomonas calceolata is the source of this 1080-nucleotide messenger RNA. The record is from the annotation of a GenBank genome assembly. NCBI's taxonomy places the organism in Eukaryota, Pelagophyceae, Pelagomonadales, Pelagomonadaceae.